UCCCGAACGGUUCCUGCAGGAAUGGAACAGGCCACCGGAAACCAAAAUGGAGGGAUGACAUGGCAAAUGGAGCAGGACCUCUGAUUUUUCCAGCACACAUGCACAGAGUGAGGCUCUUCAGAAAGAUGCUUUGCUUGCCUGACGUGAGGCUGCGAUGUUUGCGAGGGACUGAAGCAUGAACUGCCCUGCUAACGACAGCAGGUGCCAACAACAAAGGGGAAGGAGGAAAAGCCUGAUAAUCAGGAGGAAAAGAAAAAGGCCAAGAGAUAAACCUUCCUACAAAGGCAGCAGGAACGAAUAUUAAUGGUUAACUUUCCCCCAUUGUGGGUUACAAGGAAAAAUGACAUUUUAAAGGGAAAAGAAGUUUACCUUGUAAAGCAAAUUUGUCAUUCAUUGUGCCAAAUUAUUGUUGUUAUUCUAUAUCUGUAAGAUAAAGGGAAAGCAUGCAAAUCAUCCUCAAACUGCAGGCAUAGCCCCCCCUUGCCUCCCACACCUCCCUGCCUGCAUCCUCGUCCGCAAAAAGAGGGGAUGCUAAACACAGCCCUUUGAACGACUGGAGGGUAAUUGAUCCUCUGACGUUGAGAAGCCCACAGAACUCCUAAGGGAGCACAGGUAUAAAAGGAGAAGGUGCACCUCUCGCAGCAGCAGCAGAACUGCCACGGUAGUUGGGGAAAUCUGAACGAGUCUUGGUCCCAGUCCGCUGGGACCCUGCAUAGGUAAAGAACUAAGGAGGAAGGAACCCAGUCCAGUUCGCUGAAGCAACAAAAGCUGGCAAGAGAGCGAGAGAGAAAGAAGAAGUAUUUUUAACAGGGAAAGGAAAUCACGUAGCGAGCUGGGAAGAUCCCAUUUCCUCAGGGAACGGUCACUCCAGAAGGGUGAAGGAUGCUGCACAGGGCCAUCUUCCUCCUGUUCCUCCAUUUAGUCAUGUGCUCCAUCUCUUCUCCUCUCUAUCCAGCUCUCAGGUACAAUCCACUGCCCAUCUCUAGCAAGACGGUGAGCUUUCAGCUACAGGACGGCAGUCCAGUGCAGAGCAACAAUCUCUCUGUGGAGCAGCAGCAGCAGGAAGAGGAGGGUUUUCUAGCCAACCCUGCUGAAAAAAGGAUGCAGCGUCAUGCUGAUGCCAUAUUCACUGACCACUACCGGAAAGUCUUGGGGCAGAUCUCUGCCCGGAAGAUCUUACAAACCAUUAUAGGCAAACGGCUGGGCGAACGCAGUCCAGGGGAAGGGGAGCAUGAAUUUUUGACCAGACGCCAGUCUGAGAGCAUCUUGAUGGACAGCCGCUACCACCAGCAGAUGGUAUUAAAGAAUUUCUUGGGAGCCAUAUUGCAGAAUCAAAGGCCUCAGGAUGUCAACAGUGAUCAUGUCAAGGACUUUGCCAACACCCUGGCCAAGCUCAUGAAACUGUAAAUCUCUCUCCCUUCUCCCCACCGUGCUCUGGAGUCAUUCAGAGAUCAUGGACCCAGCUGUAGAGUAAACAACCCACAGCAGCAAAGACAAGAUCCUGGACAUGAACAGCUGUAAUUCAUGCAUAUCCUUCUUGGAACCUAGAGACAUUUCAUAAAGGAAUAAGAUUGUUUUAAAAGUUACUAUGCCCAGGUUAAUUUGAAUCAGUCCUUAAAUUAAUUCCUCCCUACUUCCCUUCAGGUGUACUUGAUCAAACAGAUCUCUCACUGUUAUCUGCUACUGGUCAGUUCUCUGUAUAGGGCUACUCAAUCCUGUGCACACCUAGCCCAGGGCCGAGAUUUGAUUAUCUACAAUCUCAACAUAAAAUUUUUGAAUCAAGUGCUACUGAAAGAAAUCUGCUGAGUUACUGCUCUGUCUGAAAGUUUGUUUACUCAAUAAACAUGCAGGCUACUAAAAACUACCUUUUGGUAUCCAUGUCGAUUUAGUCUAUACAUUGAUAUGACUCCUCCCCCUUAUGGAUACAUGUCCAAUGGAGAUCAGAUCAAGCAUUACAUGAUUGCACACUAAUGAACGAUUUAUUUCUUCUUUAGAAAACACACACAAUGUACUGGAAACAUCGCUGGCCUAAGACAUGGCUAUUUUGUCCUGUCCAGAACUCUUGCAGCAGGGUUGAACUCACCAGCAAGUCCAGCCUGGGGUUGGUAUGAUGUAAAUGAGACUCCUGUGCAUCAUCAGAGGGGAAUUUCAGAUUAUACUGGUCAAUAUAUUUCAACUUUCAUGAUGGAGCAUUAUUAAUUCUUCUCCUAACUCCAUUGCAACAU
Chrysemys picta bellii (western painted turtle) is the source of this 2225-nucleotide messenger RNA. RefSeq names its product growth hormone releasing hormone (gene GHRH). The record is from RefSeq and is a predicted model, not a curated record. Gene Ontology annotation, cellular component: perikaryon; extracellular region; terminal bouton. Gene Ontology annotation, biological process: positive regulation of multicellular organism growth; adenylate cyclase-activating G protein-coupled receptor signaling pathway; positive regulation of cell population proliferation. Gene Ontology annotation, molecular function: growth hormone-releasing hormone activity; peptide hormone receptor binding; neuropeptide hormone activity. Lineage: Eukaryota; Metazoa; Chordata; Testudines; Emydidae.